AUGCCGCCGACUACAUCAUCGAGUGCUAAGAAGUCACCGGCGUUGCGGACGCUGCAAACCAAGCUGAGGUCAUACCAGAAUAUGUUCAGGGAUAUCUGCAGGUUCGCCGAUUCUCUUGGGGUAGAAACUACAGCCAGCCAGGUGACAGUUCGACUGGAAAAACUUGAGGAGUUGUGGGAGAAGGUGAACGAUGUGAUCUUGGACAUCGAAACACACGAAGACUUCGAAGCAGAGGAUGACGCCUAUGCUGAGCAACAGUCGGAGUUUGGAAACCGCUACUACCAGGUGAAGUCGGUGUUGUUAGACAAGAUCAAGGAGCUAGAAGAACCUGCUAUCCUGAAUGCCUCCAUCCGGGGACUCGACAUGACACAACAACCCACCAUAGAGCAUGUGCGACUCCCACAAAUCAAGUUGCAAACCUUCGACGGCAACAUUGAUGAGUGGUUGAGUUUCCGCGAUCUAUACACAUCGCUCAUCCAUUGGAAAGCAGAUUUACCGGAUGUCGAGAAGUUUCAUUACCUGAAGGGAUGUCUGUCAGGAGAAGCUAAGGCGCUUAUUGACCCGCUGUCGAUUACAAGGGCGAAUUAUCAGGUCGCAUGGGAGACGCUAACCAAACGCUACAACGACAGUAAAAUCCUAAAGCGGCGUCAGAUUCAAGCGCUGUUUAAGUUACCUAAUCUGGCUAAGGAGUCGGCCAACGAAUUGCAGUCUUUGUUGGAGGGAUUCGAACGUGUUGUUCAGACCCUUGAUCAGCUGGUACAACCCGCCGACUACAAGGAUCUACUACUGCUAGACAUAUUAGCUUCGCGUCUAGACAGUGGAACCAGGAGAGCUUGGGAAGAGCAUUCAUCCACCAAGGAGCAGGAUACGGUGAAGGAUUUGACCGAAUUCUUGCAAAGACGGAUCAGAGUACUGGGAGCAUUGCCAACUAGAUCCGUUGAACCCAAGGUUGUCGUACCGCAACCGCAAAGGAAGCCAUUUGUAGCGCGCUCUAGCCAUAGCGUCGUACAAAAUACAGGAGGACGGUGCAUCGCGUGUUCGGAAUCCCAUCCGCUUUAUCAAUGUCCAGCUUUCCAACGUUUAGCAGUAUCCGCCCGCGAUAAGCUGCUCCGCAACCACUCCUUAUGUCGCAAUUGUUUCCGGAAGGGUCAUCUGGCUGCGGAUUGUUCUUCACGAUAUGUGUGCCGUAAUUGCAAGGGCAAGCACCAUACCUUGGUAUGUUUUCGGACGGACGGCGAAGGCGGUAAGGAGUCAACCACUAAGGUAGCAAACAGUUCCGGGAAUUCCAAGGAAGGGGAAUCUAGAACCAGAAUGGCCAGCACACCAUCGGCUGUUUCAUCCAACAUGUCUGGUCAGCGCAGCUCAUCGGUAUUACUAGCUACGGCCAUCGUCUUAGUGGAGGACGAUCAAGGAGGUAGUUAUCAGGCAAGGGCUCUACUGGAUUCGGGUUCUGAAUGCAAUUUCAUGACCGAGCGGUUAUGUCAACUGAUGAGUGUUCAACGGCGACGGUCCGACGUGUCUGUGUACGGGAUUGGGCAAUCCAAUACCAAGGUCAAGCAUAAGGUGACAACAACAGUCAAGUCGCGAGUAUCUGCUUUCUCGCGGAAGAUGGAGUUUCUUCUACUACCGAGUGUCACAGCAAAUCUUCCGAUAGCCAACGUGGAUAUGACGGGAUGGGAAAUCCCAACUGGUGUGGAGCUAGCGGAUCCAGCAUUUUUCAAAUCCAAGGCGGUUGAUUUAGUGCUUGGGAUCCAGUACUUCUUCGCAUUUUUCCAUACCGGGAAUGAAGUGCAGUUAGGCAAGGGCCUUCCUACUCUAACCGAGUCGGUAUUCGGAUGGGUAGUAGCUGGCACGGUUGAAGGCUCGCUAGAAACCCAACGUAUAACCUGCAAUAUGGCAGUCGGUCUGGAGGAAAUAUUGACUCGUUUCUGGUCCUGUGAGGAGAUCGAUUCUACCUCAACUUAUUCGCCUGAGGAAACACGCUGCGAGGAGCAGUAUGCUAGAACUGUACGAAGAGGAACGGAUGGCCGAUACACAGUCUCACUACCAAGGGAUGAAGUCGCACUGGCAAGGAUGGGCGAGUCAAGGGACAUCGCAUUCCGGCGGCUAGAAGCUUUGGAACGCAGACUGUCGAAGGAUCCAGAGCUCCGGAAACAGUACAACCAGUUCAUGGCGGAAUAUCUGGAGCUAGGCCACAUGCGAAGGGUAUCUGUGACACGAGAUGAGGAAGGCAAACACUGCUACUUACCUCAUCAUCCAGUGGUCAAACAGGAAAGCACCACAACCAAGGUCAGAGUGGUCUUUGAUGCAUCGUGCAAAACUUCCUCGGGAACGUCUCUAAACGAUGCACUAUUGGUGGGACCGGUGAUUCAAGACGAUCUCCGGUCAAUUAUUCUACGGAGCCGAACCAAACAGUACAUGGUGGUAGCGGAUGUCGAGAAGAUGUUUCGACAAAUCAAAAUCGAUGAAGGGGACAUGCCGCUUCAACGAAUUCUGUGGCGUGUGGAUGGUAACCAGGAGGUCGGGACCUACGAGUUAACUACGGUCACAUAUGGAACCAAGCCGGCUCCGUUCCUUGCAACCAGAACUCUCAAACAACUGGCUAUGGACGAGCAAGCACGAUAUCCACUAGCGGCAAAGGCCGCAUCAGAAGAUGUUUAUAUGGACGACGUUUUAUCUGGUGCUGACGCAGCAGAAGCAGCGUUGGAGCUGCGAAUCCAGCUGGACGAGAUGAUGGCCAAGGGCAGAUUCCGUCUGAGAAAGUGGGCUUCCAACUGCCCGAUGGUAUUGCAAGGCAUACCAGAAGAAAACCUGGCGAUAUUGCAAACGGAAGAAGUCCAGCUAGACCCUGAUCCCGAAGUACGGACCUUAGGACUUGUGUGGCUUCCUGUUGAUGAUGUUCUGAUGUUCCGGUUCAAAAUACAGGAACUGGACCCAGUUGGUCAACUAUCGAAACGAAAGGUGCUGUCAAUCAUUGCUACGCUAUUCGAUCCGCUAGGCCUGAUAGGAGCGGUAAUCACAACUGCAAAGAUUUUCAUGCAGUUGCUGUGGUGCCUGAAGGACGACCACGGAAAGAGCUUGGGCUGGGAUGAAGCGCUACCACCGAAGGUCGAUGCAGACUGGCGAACCUUUCAUUGCCAAUUGCCACUGUUAAACGAUCUGAGAAUCGAGAGAUGUGUGAUAAAACCCAGGGCUAUCAAGGUUGAGCUGCAUUUCUUCUCAGAUGCGUCGGAACGAGCAUACGGAGCAUGCGCAUAUGUCCGGAGUGUGGAUUCAACGGGAGGCGUUCGUGUAGUAUUGCUUUCGUCCAAAUCCAAAGUGGCCCCAUUGAAAUGCCAAUCCAUUCCGCGAUUGGAAUUGUGCGGAGCCUUGAUGGCGGCUCAGCUUGCGGAGAAGAUUUCCGCGGCCAUUCAGAUGGAGGCACUGUUGUUUUUUUGGACAGACUCCACCUGCGUUCUCCAUUGGCUCAAGGCAACACCCUCGAUGUGGACUACAUUUGUUGCAAACCGUGUGGCUAAAAUCCAAGCAAUUACUGAAAACCAUACUUGGCAGCACGUUCCAGGUAUCCAGAACCCGGCAGACCUUAUUUCACGAGGAUUGACUCCAGAGCAGAUCCAGUGUAGCAAGCUGUGGUGGAAAGGGCCACCUUGGUUUCAAGAGACGUUCGAAACAUGGCCAAAACACCAAGUAAGGACAAGCGUGGAAGACGCGGAAAAAGAGAUUCGUCGUACAGCAGCACCCUGCUCACAACAACAGGAAGAGUUCGGUACCUGGUAUGUCGGGAAAUUUUCCAACUUUAUCGAUUUAGUAAGGCGUACAGCUUAUUGGUUACGAUUGAUAAAAAUCCUCAAACGAACGGGAGAUUCUAAAAUGUGGAAGGGCUUUCUAAAGACAGCAGAGUUGGUGGAGGCGGAGCAUGUGUUGAUGAGGCUUAUCCAACAGGAAACCUUCAGCAAGGAGUGGAAGGCGCUCGCAAAAAAUGAAGUGGUAGCUAGAAAUUCACCGUUACGAUGGUUUAGUCCACAGUUGUCAAAGGACAGUCUUAUCCGAGUUGGUGGGCGCUUAAGGCAUUCGUCGGAGAAUGAGAAUACCAAGCAUCCAAUAGUUCUCCCAGCCAGGCACCAGCUUACCCGAAUGCUAUUGGAGCAUUAUCACAAAAGAUUGCUUCAUGCAGGUCCGCAGCUUCUCCUUGGCACAAUUAGACUCCAGUAUUGGCCGCUUGGAGGUCGCAAUGUAGCUCGACAGAUCGUCCAACGCUGUCACCGUUGUUUCCGAGCAAAACCGAAGCCUACCCCACAGUUCAUGGGGGAAUUACCCAAGGCGCGUGUGACCAUUUCACGACCAUUUUCCAAAGCCGGAGUAGAUUACUUCGGGCCAGUCUACGUCCGCCCAGGACCGCGUCGUACCGCUGUGAAGGCAUAUGUAGCAGUUUUUAUUUGUCUCUGCACCAAGGCAGUCCACUUAGAGCUAGUGACUGAUUUGUCCACCGAUCGUUUCAUGCAAGCUUUAAGACGAUUCACAGCGAGAAGAGGAAAAUGUUCCGAUAUUUAUUCGGACAACGGGACAAAUUUUGUCGGAGCCCACAACCAGUUGAAACAACUAUUAGAUCUGAUACGGAGUAAGGAGUAUCGUGAAAAAAUGACACUCGAAUGCUCCAAGGAGGGAAUACAGUGGCAUUUCAAUCCUCCAAGCGCUCCUCAUUUCGGAGGCCUCUGGGAGGCUGCUGUAAAAUCGGCAAAACACCACCUACUACGGGUUCUCGGAGAGAAUACAGUGUCAUUUGAGGAUAUGAACACACUUUUAGCCCAGGUGGAAGGCUGUUUAAACUCGAGACCGUUGACAGCCAUGUCCGAUGACCCAAACGACCUCGAACCGUUAACGCCGGGACAUUUUUUAAUUGGAACAUCGUUACAACAACUUCCCGAUCCAGACUUGUCAGCGGUACCGCUAAACAGAUUAAAACAAUGGCAAGUUGUUCAGAAAAAAAUGCAGGAGUUUUGGAAAAGGUGGCGAUUAGAGUAUUUAGCGCAACUACAAGCAAGAACGAAACGUUGGCAGCCAGCAACUUCGAUCAGUGAAGGACAAUUGGUUGUCAUUCGAGACGAGAACCUUCCUCCUAUCCGUUGGAAAAUGGGAAGAAUCCAACAAGUGCACCCUGCGGACGAUGGAGUCGUCAGAGUAGUGACACUGAAAACAGCGACAGGAGUUUUAGUUAGACCAGUGGAGAAAAUAUGCAUUCUACCAUCAUCGACGGCAGAAACAGAAAGUGGUUCCCAGUAG
Molecule: messenger RNA, 5280 nt
Organism: Topomyia yanbarensis
Lineage: Eukaryota; Metazoa; Arthropoda; Insecta; Diptera; Culicidae
Exons: 1
Coding region: 1-5280 (1759 amino acids)
Biological process (GO): DNA integration
Molecular function (GO): zinc ion binding; nucleic acid binding
Source: RefSeq, a predicted model, not a curated record